AUGGAAACAUGGGAAGCAGCCUGUCUUGUCGGGCUUCCGCGCCUGCAACUCAUGAGAGUGGGACGUCACUUCUCUGAGGCUAAGGUGAAGAAGCUAUUGCGCUGCAUCAUUGAGACUCAUCUUGCGGUCUUCUUAGUCGUCUCCGUCUCGCCGCCAUUACUCUGGGCAAGUUCGAUCACCGGGACGCACGACUGGGAGAUUGUCGCCCGAUUGACCGGCCCCGCGGGCUCCGAUUCGAUCAACCCGACUUGGGACGUCGGCAUCGGCGGAACCGACUUGGGCUUUUCGGUCAAUCACAACGGCAAGGCUUACUACCUCUUCGGGGACACCUUCGCGUCGGACGCCGUCGCCGGCUCGGGCGGCCCGGACUGGCGUAAGAACGUCAUGGCCUACAGCACGGACUUCGAGCCGUCCGACGGCAUCACGUUCGACGGCUGGAUUACCCGCCCCAACGGCACGGCGACCCAAGUCAUCACCCCCGGGACGGCUCCGGUAACGUACAUCCCCACCGGUGGCGUCAGUGUCGGCGACAACCUUUACGUGUGGUACAUGCACGUCUCGGACUGGAAUGAAUGGACCCUCAGUCACGCCGGGCUGGGACGCUGGAGUGAGGGCGACAGCCAGUUCACGAUCGUCCCCGACUAUCAAUUCUCGAAUCCAAACGGCGGCGCCUACAGCGCCGGCCACGGCUCUCAGGGUUACGGAAACUUUGGCAUGGUCGCGGCCAGUUACCGCAACCCGCUGGAGAAUACCAGCGACCCGCACAUCUACCUGUGGGGGACCCCCGGCGGCCGUGAGGGGGGCGUCAAGCUCGCCCGAGUUCUGCCCGAGCAGAUCGAAGACCUUAGCGCGUACGAGUAUUUCACCGGCGAGUCGGCGGGAACGCCGCAAUGGGGAUCGGGGGAGACCAGCGGCGUCAAGCUCGUCGAAAGCGGCGUGGGUGAGAUGUCGGUCAUGUACAACGAAGCGCUCCGCGAAUGGACGAUGAUGAGCAUCUCCGGCGGACCGGCGCCCGACAUCGAGGUCCGUCACGCCGAGAACCCCUGGGGGCCGUGGUCGGCGCCUAAGACCGUGGUCGACUUUGCAGAC
Messenger RNA from Symbiodinium sp. CCMP2456, 1089 nucleotides. The record is from the annotation of a GenBank genome assembly. NCBI's taxonomy places the organism in Eukaryota, Dinophyceae, Suessiales, Symbiodiniaceae.